AUGCUCGAUUCGUACGAGGUCGUGGGUUUAGGUGAAGUCGGGCUGGAUGGCACCAAAGGUGAUCCAGAACUUCAACGGAGGACGUUGGACGAGGCCCUCAUCCUAUUAAAGGCUCGUCCACAUCUGGUGCUAGUAUUGCACUGCCGUCCAGGGCCUCGAGAGAACAUCAUAAGCGCGUACUACGAGCUAUUUUACCGCUGCAAAGGGAUACUUUCUCCUGAGCAGCGGAUCCAUCUGCAAUGUUUCAACGGAUCCCUAGAGGAAGUCAGUUCGUGGUUGUGGUAUUUUCCCAACACAUACCUCGGUUACAGUCUGAUGGUGACCCGUAGAGAUUUUUCGGAAAAAAGCAAUAUGGCAUUGAGGCGGAUUGAUGGAGGAAGACUGUUGCUAGAGUCUGAUGCUCCAUACUUCCCGGCAGCCGGUGAGGAGCUGCCAUCACCCUCCAUUAUCGGAGUGACGGCGCAAGAGGUUGCCAAGAUCCGGGGUUGCAGCUGGAGGGAUAUGUUGCAGCAGACGGCUAAAAAUUGCCCAACAGCUCUACUGAGGCUAGUCUGGGAGGAUGAAGAAAGGUCACCGGAGGAAUUACAUGUAUUUCAUGAAUAG
Messenger RNA from Dreissena polymorpha, 603 nucleotides. RefSeq names its product putative deoxyribonuclease TATDN2. Bases 1 to 603 code for a protein of 200 amino acids. NCBI's taxonomy places the organism in Eukaryota, Metazoa, Mollusca, Bivalvia, Myida, Dreissenidae. The transcript has a single exon. Gene Ontology annotation, molecular function: hydrolase activity, acting on ester bonds. The record is from RefSeq and is a predicted model, not a curated record.